AGCGGAUCAAGCAAGCGGAUCUCAAGAGAUCGUACACAAUCCAACCCGUUACCCGCCUUGCCUCCGCCGUUCCCGUUUCGGGCAAAAUCACACUCUAUGUAUGAUUUUUAGGGCAAAUCUGUUUCGGGUUUGUCUCUCUCCGAUCCAUUUCCAUCCCCAAAAAGCAACAGUAAAGAGAACAGGGGGAAAACAAACGAGAGGCCGGAAACCUUAAUUCCCGUCUUGAGAAUUUCUUCUCCCCUAUAAUUCGCCCGUUGACUUGAGUUCGAUCUCUAGGGGUUGACUUCACCGCUGCUGUCGGCGAUCGAAUCAGCGAUGAGAGGCUCGUGUUCGCAGCAGCAGAAGAAGAAGGAUCUCUCUGCCUACGAUUUUAAUGCGGAAGAAUUGGCGGUGGAGGAAGCGGCGGCCAAUUAUAGAUCGAGGACCAGCAGAUUGCUUCAGUCGUCGAAGUCGAAGUCUAACCCUAACCCUAAGGAAGAAGAGAGAGAUGAGGACAUGAAGUACAAGUUCCUUCAAGCUUUUUCAGGAUCGGAUUGCAAGCGCAUGGAUGUAAAUGACAUAUCAUGUAUAGAUUUGCAUGAAAAUGGUAGUGCACAGGGUUCAUCUGGUGUUGACUCACCAGAGAGGAACAUGGCCACCACUGAUGAUAAGUCUGGGCUGGACGAAAAUAGGAUAUCAUCAACAAGUGACCAAAAGCAGGACAACCCAUGCCUUACCAAAUUUGACCCUGAAGGCGUUGUGAGGAAAGACUCCUUCAUGACAGGAGCUACUAGUCUUAUUGUACCUUCAUUUGACGAUGAGCAUGUCUUUAAUCUGCAAUCUGAUGGAACUUCAGUUGAUGUGAUCUCUGAUGAUGAAGAAAGCUGUGGGUCGGAAUCUGAGUCGGCGUCAACUGCCUCUUAUCAUGUGGAUGAUGAAGAUUACUUGGAACAUCCGAUUUCAGAUAUUUAUUUUUCUGCAUUUGGGGAAAAGGAUAAAGAUGACUUGGCAGUUAUUGUUACCCCAGAUUAUGUCAUACAUAAAAACACUUUGUAUGGAGAGGCACGCUUAUUGUUCUUUUCAGAUUCCAUCAUUGUGAAGUGUUCUGAUGUAAAUGGGAACAAUGAGAACUUUGUUUUAGAAUGUUCAGUUGCUGAUAUAAUUCACAUCCAAUGCCGAUGGAGUGUCAGUGUCGAGUCUGCUCUGAUUAAAUUUUAUCUAAGAGCAACUAGAGUAAAUGGAAACAAACAAAUUCAUGAUAGUUGUGUGAAAUUAAUUUGCGCUGUCUCUGAUAUGCGCUGGCUUGAGAAAGAGACGAAGAUCAAGUCUUUAGCAGAGAGAUAUAAAGAUAUAUGGAAUGCUUCUCACAACCAUCAGUCCGCAUUGGAAGAUGAUGAUAUGGAGUGUAAGAUAUUCUUUCCAAGACAUUAUUUCAUUGAAAUACCAGAUUCCUUUGAGGAUGUUAUCUACCCAAAAGGUGAUCCUGACGCUGUUGCAAUAAGUAAAAGGGAUAUUGAACUGUUACAACCUGAUACUUUUAUCAAUGAUACAAUUAUUGACUUCUAUGUUAAAUACUUGAAGACAAGGAUUCCACAUAAUGAGAGACAUAGAUUCCACUUCUUCAACAGCUUCUUCUUCCGCAAGUUAGCAGAUCUUGACAAGGAUCCAGGAAGUGCUUCAGAAGGCAGAGCAGCAUUCUUACGAGUCCGUAAAUGGACACGUAAAGUAAACAUAUUUGAAAAGGAUUACAUUUUUAUACCGGUUAACUUCAAUCUACACUGGAGUUUACUUGUUGUAUGUCAUCCAGGAGAAGUGUCUAUUUUAGAAGAAGAAGACAUUAAGGACUCGCCUAAAGUUCCCUGUAUAUUGCAUAUGGAUUCCAUCAAAGGAAGUCAUAGUGGUCUCAAGAAUCUUGUUCAAAGUUAUCUGAUGGAGGAGUGGAAAGAAAGACAUCCAGAUUCAGUUGAUGACCAUACAUCAAAGUUCUCAAAUAUGAGAUUCGUCUCUCUUGAGUUGCCGCAACAGGAGAACUCAUUUGACUGCGGUCUUUUCUUGCUUCACUAUGUGGAGCUGUUCUUGGAAGAAGCUCCAAUUAAUUUUAAUCCGUUCAAGAUAAACAAAUUCAAUAGCUUCCUUACGAUGGAUUGGUUUAUUCCUUCUGAGGCAUCUUUUAAACGUUCUCUCAUUCGGAAGCUAAUAUACGAUCUUCUGAAUGAUCCCUCUCAAAAUGUUCCUCCAACCUCUAAUGAUGUUAUUUCCUCGGGAUAUCAUGAUAGUAAUACUGAGCAGAGACCGGGUUUGGAGUUUCUUAAUAAGCAUUAUGAUACAUCCAAGACUUAUGUUGGUAACUCCACAUGUUCACUCACCGUUAGUGGAAUUGAAAUGAAUCUUGAAACUUUACCUUCUCCUGGUGUUGCUCAAUGCGAUAAACAAGGAAGGAGGGUUAUGCAUGAAUUCCUUGAACCACGAACAAGUUCAAUGUCUCUAUUUCAGGAGGAUGCAUCUUUUCAGAUGCCCAAGUGUGCAACAAGCUCAAACAAGGAACAUGCAGAUAAAAGCAAACAAUUUAGUACCUCAAACCUUGACAGAGAAACUCACUGUCCAGUUGGUGAAAACUCGACUUCGUAUUGUCUCAAGGAUGUUGGAGAACCUGAGACGCCUUGGAAUUCAAUGCAAGAACAAGAAGAGAUUGGUUUAAGUUUGUUGCCUAAAUCAUGUAACGUAACAGUUUCCAAUCUGAGUGGUGAAAUCCAGGAGAGGACUGUCUCAGUAGAGGACUGUGGCUGUGUCUCGGAUAGCCCUCCUUCAUCUUCUGGUGAGAAUCAAGACGGUGGCACUGAUUGUUCUCAGGAGAUUGAUACUAGUAAGACAGUAGGGGACGAAACUUACGAAAUUUCUCAGGAAAUUGAAACCGCAACUGAAACUGAACGUGAUGACAUCAAGCAUGAGGAAGUUAAUAUGGCGGAAGCCAAGGAUUAUGGUGAAGAUGGGGAGAAAAAUGAUUCUCAUGAAACCGACACAAACAAAGCAGAGGCUUUGGUUAGUGAAGAAUUCCAGUCAGUAGUUGAUACGACCAAUGUGGUAGACUGUGUGAAAGAUGAAGAUAUACAGAGGAAUGAUAAUCACAACGAUGAAGAGUCUUUCCCUCCCCAGAACUCAAAGAAUGUUGCUGUUGCUGAUGAAAUCUCACUAGCCAGAGAUGGUAGGCAGCUAAAGAGAGGUGGACCGAGCUCAAGGAUAGAAAAAUUUUACCAAAAGCGCCGGAAAGUUUUGCGACCCGAUGGAGAAAGGAGGUGCACCCGGAGCUUGUCCCGAGACAGCACCACAUCCUGACUUGUUUCUUUUAUCGUCUUGAAGUGUUAAAAAUGUGUUUAUGUUUCUCAUGCAAAGCAAAACCCUGUAAAUCCUCCGCAUCAUGUUUUUUUCAUGGGUUGUAAAGGAUAAUCAUCUUAGUAUGCGAUCUUGUUGUUGUGAUUUGUUGAUAUUUAACCCAUAUGUCGGUUACUGGCUCAGUUGCCAUCUAGCUAAAAGCAUGCGUUACUAAAAAUGUUGAUUUUUCUGGUGAA
Messenger RNA from Asparagus officinalis (garden asparagus), 3545 nucleotides. RefSeq names its product probable ubiquitin-like-specific protease 2B. NCBI's taxonomy places the organism in Eukaryota, Viridiplantae, Streptophyta, Magnoliopsida, Asparagales, Asparagaceae. Gene Ontology annotation, biological process: proteolysis. Gene Ontology annotation, molecular function: cysteine-type peptidase activity. The transcript has 16 exons. The coding region runs from base 316 to 3312 and encodes 998 amino acids. The record is from RefSeq and is a predicted model, not a curated record.